GCACAACUAAAUUUUAGCACUUAGACGUUGCUUGUUGCUUUCUCCAUCGACAUUCUCAUUCUCAAUCCUGAUGUACUCUUGAUCGGUAGUGAAGUUACACUUUAAUAGUUCAAGUUGUAACGAAAUGGAAGUCGAAAACUCUGUUACUGAAGGAGAAUCGAGUCCGGCAAACAAAGAGCAAAACGGUGAUUCAAGCCAUGUGAAUGGCCUAAACGGAUACUCGGAGAAGCACAAGAGUCAUAAAUCAGAACACAAAGAUAAAUAUAGAGAUAGGGAUAGGGACAAAGAUAAAAGUAGGAGUAAGGACCAUAAAAGUUCCAGUAGGGAUAAAGAAAAAGAUAAGGACAGACAUCACAGUUCCAAGGAAAAAGACCGUCACAGCAGCUCCCAUAAAUCUUCAAGCAAAGAUAAAGAUCGGGAUAAAGAAAGAAGUGAAAAGGACAAACGUGAUAAAGAUAAAAGUAAAGAUAAAUAUAGAGACGAUAAAAAGUAUUCAUCCAAAGAUAAAGAGAAGGAACAUAAAAGUUCUCAUGAUAAGGAGCACAAGAGCAGUUCUAGAGACAAAGAUCGAGAAAAGAGAGACAAGGAUAAAGAAAGGGAUAGAGAUAAGGAUAAGCAGAAACACAGAGAUAAAGAUAAGGAAAAAGAUCGACAUGGUAGUUCAAAGGAUAAACAUAGGGAUAAGGAACGUGAGAAAGACAGACAUCAUUCCAGUUCAAAGGAUAAGGAUAGGAAGGAUAAAGAAAAGAAAUAUGAAAAAGACAAAAAUUUAGAAGAAAACAACCGCAAGAUCAAAGAGGAGGUUGAAGAAAUCAAACAGUUGAAAGAAGAGCCAGAAGAUGAGUCAAUGACUGCAAAAGAAGAAGCUAAUUUCAGUACUGACGAUGAUGAAGACAAAUUAGUCAUAAAGGAUGAUCCCGUGAGCAGUCAAGAUGAAGCCGACGAUGGUAGCCAAGCUGAUUAUUCUCAGGCUAGUAGUUGUGACUACAACUUGUCACAUUUUAAGAAAGAAGAAUCAAGUUUCUCCGGUGAGGAUGGUUGUGAAGAUAGCCAAGAUGAGAAAUCGGAGAAUAUUAAGAAUGAAAUUAAAGAAGAAGCUGAGGAUGACAGUGACGAAGAUAUGCCAUUGAGCCGCAGAAGUCAAAUGUCUGCCCGUAUGAAUAGCAAGAAAAGGAAAAUAGAAGACGAAGAAGAUGAUGACGAUGACGUGCCGUUAACGGCUAGAAAGAGGCCAAAAAAAGAAGUGAAAGAGGAGAAGCCCAAAAAGAAAAAGAAAAGAGGUUAUGACGACGACGAUGAGGAGUAUGAUGACGAUGAAGAAAAUGAUUACAAACCCGCGAAAAAAGCCGCAAAGAAAAAAGAGAAGAAGGUGAAAAAAGAGAGCGUCAAAGCUGAGAUAAAGAUGGAGAAUGCAGAUGGGGAUAGUCCUAAAAAGGGCAAGAAAAAGAAGGAAGAGGAACAAGAAGUUUGGAAAUGGUGGGAAGAAGAAAAGAAAGACGAUGGCGUUAAAUGGACUUUCUUGGAACAUAAAGGUCCUGUAUUCGCACCACCGUAUGAGCCACUUCCAAAAGAUGUCAAAUUUUUGUAUGAUGGAAAAGAAGUUCGUUUAUCUGAACCUGCUGAGGAGGUAGCAGGUUUCUAUGCUAAAAUGUUAGACCACGAUUAUACCACCAAAGAGAUAUUUAAUAAGAAUUUUUUUAAAGACUGGAGGAAGGUGAUGAAUGAUGAAGAACGAGCUCUAAUAACUGAUUUGAAAAAAUGCGAUUUUAAAAAAAUGCACGCAUAUUUUUUGGAUGUAGCAGAAAAGAAUAGAAAUCGAAGUAAAGAAGAGAAAAAAGCUUUGAAAGAAAAAAACGAAGCAUUAAUAAAAGAAUACGGUUUUUGUACAAUAGAUGGUCAUAAAGAAAAAAUUGGUAAUUUUAAACUGGAACCUCCCGGUCUAUUCAGAGGUCGAGGUGAACAUCCUAAGAUGGGUAAACUAAAGAAACGUCUAGAAGCAGAAGAUAUCAUCAUAAAUUGUAGCAAAGAUUCGAAGAUUCCAGUAGCUCCUCCAGGUCACAAAUGGAAAGAAGUGCGUCAUGUUAAUACAGUCACAUGGUUGGUAUCGUGGACUGAAAAUGUUCAAAAUCAAGUGAAAUACAUCAUGUUGAAUCCCAGUUCCAAACUUAAGGGCGAAAAAGAUUGGCAAAAGUAUGAAACUGCUAGGAAACUUCACAAAUGUAUCGAUAAGAUAAGAAAUCAAUACAUACAAGACUGGAAAUCUAAAGAAAUGAAAGUUAGGCAAAGGGCUGUGGCUCUCUACUUUAUUGAUAGAUUAGCUCUGAGAGCUGGUAAUGAGAAGGAUGAAGAUCAAGCAGAUACUGUAGGUUGUUGUUCUCUUAGAGUUGAACACAUAGAAUUACACGAGAAAAAAGAUGACAAAGAAUUUGUGGUAGUCUUUGAUUUUCUCGGAAAAGAUUCCAUUAGGUAUUAUAACGAAGUACCAGUUGAAAAACGAGUGUUCAAAAAUCUUGGAUUAUUUAUGGAAAAUAAAAAGGAAGGUGAUGAUCUAUUCGACAGGCUUAACACCCAAAUUAUGAACAAACAUCUCAAUGAAUUAAUGGAAGGUCUUACUGCCAAGGUUUUCCGUACUUACAAUGCUUCGUUUACACUACAACAACAAUUAGAUUUAUUAACGAAUGAGAAUGAUACGGAAGCCGAAAAAAUUUUGGCAUAUAAUAGAGCGAAUAGAGCAGUAGCUAUAUUGUGUAACCAUCAACGUUCUGUACCCAAAGGGCAUGAAAAAUCCAUGGAAAAAUUGAAAGAAAAGAUAGCCUCUAAAAAAGAAGCAAUUAAAGACGCAGAACGACAGGUGAAAGAUGCGGUACGGGAAGCAAAACAUGGUAGCGUCAAAGAGAAGAUAGUUGCCGAUAAGAAGAAGAAGAUGCUGCAACGUCUCAAAGAACAAUUGACCAAACUUGAAAUCCAAGAGACCGAUAGAGACGAGAAUAAGACCAUAGCUCUCGGUACUUCGAAAUUAAAUUAUUUAGAUCCGAGAAUAAGCGUCGCGUGGUGUAAGAAAUAUAACGUUUCCAUCGAAAAAAUUUAUAACAAAACGCAAAGAGACAAAUUUAGAUGGGCUAUAGAUAUGGCAGGACCGGACUACAGGUUUUAAGUUUGGUUCUAUCUUUAUUUAGAUACUGGUUUAGUGUGUAAUAUAAAAAGGAUGCUCGGAAAAUGUAAGUUAAUAAGUUGAAUCAUUUUAUAAUUGACGUGGUGAUUAAUAAUUUUUAUUUUGCGGAAAUAAAUUCGCGCAUGGAUCAUGUUAUUAGUAAUUUGUCGUUAUCAACUAAGUCAAUUCAGAUUGUUGUAAAGUUAUGAAACAAUAAAAAAAAAUUCUGUCUGUGUAUUUAAUAUGUUCGUAGUGAAAGUUAAUUAUUUUUCAAAUUAUCCUUUGCUUGAAUGUAGGGAUCCUAAAGGGAUCAGAUUUUGGGAUUAUUACUGUGUGUAUAUCUUUGAUUGAAUUUGGAAAAUGUUUGAUUGAUCAAUUUUUAAUAUUUAAAUUGUUAAACUUGAUAUAUAAAUUUUUAUGAUUUUUCAAAACUUUUAAAUUGUUCAGUUUAUAGUCAGACUUGAGUAUUUGUUUAAAAAUCAUUAUUUCGUUAAUCGAUAUUUUGAAAUUUAAACGUUUUAUUAAUUUUCCAAGAAUUUUAUAGCAAAAAACUAGAAAACUUGAAAAUCUUUAUUGUUUUUUGAAUUCCUAUAAACGGUGCAUGAGUAUUUGUUCAAAAGUGAUUAUUUUAGUGGUUAAUUUUCUUAUAAUCGAACUUUUCAUAAGUUUUUUAAUAAUUAAAUGAUAAAAAAAUUGAAAAUAUUCAUUAUUACUUCAAUUUUUAGAAACAGGCCAUGGACCUUCAAAAUCUGAAAAUCUUUCAAUGUUUAUUCAGUUUUUAGGAACAAGGCAUGAGUAUUUGUUUUAAAAUGAUUAUUUCAAUAAUUAAUUCUUUAAAAAUUUUAACGUUUUAUAUUUUUUUCAAAAUUUAAAUGGCAAAAAACCUAAAAAUCUUCAUUAUUUGCUUAACUUUGAGUAACAGGGCCAGGAGAUUUCUUUAACAAUCAUUACCCCCAGUUAAUUUUUUUCAAAUUUCAACAUUUUAUGAAUUUUUCAAAAAUUUAAUACAAACUUGAAAACCUGAAAAUCUUGAAUUUUCAGUUAUUUGCAAAAAUAUAAGUUUUCAGUAUGAACAUAAGAUUUUCAAGAAGUAGAAAAGUUCAUCACAUUCUUUUUAAAUAACAAAACAAUUUUAUUAAUAAAAUGACGAUUUCCAAACAUAUACCAGUGCUAUCUGACAUAAUAAUCUUUUUUUCACCUUUAAACUGUGUAUUAUUCAAAUUUUAUCAAUGAUAUACAUAUUAUAGGCAUUUUCACACUAGUCAAAUUACAAACUACUUUAUAUUGUGCGAUAUAUUGAAAAAAUUGCACGUGUAAAUGAUUCAGUAUUGUCGAAUGUAGCUUUAAGACAAAAAAAUACCGAUUUAUAGGAUGAAUUUUUAAAUAAUUGUGACUGAUUGAAAUGUAUAAGAAAAACUAUUUAAAAAUAAAUGCUCAAAAUUAUAUAUUUAUAAUAUACGUGUGCAAUAUGUUCAUCUUCGCUCGAAGACAAAUUUUAUCGAGUCCAGAUUUUACACAUUCCAUUCGAAGUGCAUAAAACACUCUGUAUAUUUGAAUAUCUUAUAUCUGCUAUGGUACAUUGUUUACAUCUAAUUUAAUUACUUAAGUGAUUUAUGGUUAAGUCGAAAUGUCUUCCAUAACUUACAUUCAUUUAUCAUUUUACAAUAUUCAAAUCUUUUGGAUAAAUUUUUGAACUUCUCGGACUAUCAUUGAACAAUAAGCCCCCCAAAAAAAUCAAUUACAACGUGGUUAGAUUUAAGAUCUGGUAACUAUUCUUUUAAUAUACUCUCUAAUGCUUAAAUGUUCAUUUUCUAAUAGUUGAUCACAAACUAACUCAUUUAGAAACAAUCUUUAUUGGAAAGUUCUCUCGUAAACUACUUUCAUUGAAAUCUUUUACUUGAUAAAAACUGGAGAAUUUGUUAAAUGACUAGAUCUUUCUUUUAGCAAGUUGUUUGACAAUUUUCUGUUCUUUUUUCACAAUCUUCUUAUAAUAAACUCAAUCGCUUUGUGAAUCAUUAACCAUUCUUUUGAUGAUUUAAUUCUUCAACUCUCUAUUGCAUAAAUGUACAUUUUGUAAUAGUUUAUUAUAACUUCAUAGAUUCAUUUGUUUGGGAUCUAACUCAACUAAAAGUCCAUUGAAAAUUUCUUCCAAAAACUCCUUUAGUUGUCAUAUUUUAUUUGGGAAAUAACAGGAAAUUUGGUUAUUGAUUGCCAUUUUCUAUACUUUCAAUGUUUUGUGAGUUAGGAAACAUUCUUUUGAAGAAUGCAUAAAUAUUUGGCGUUUUCUAAUAGUUAAUUCGUUUAAAAAUAAACAAUUUAAAUUUGGCAGUCUGUUCUUUCCCAAAAUAACUAUUGUCAGUGAGAGUUUGUUCUGGAACUAAAAUAACUGAAUCAAAUCUGUUUAUUAAAAAGUUAUUUGAUAAUUAAUCCUACAGUUGUCUAUUCUUUUGCAAUUCUAUUGAUUUAGCAAAAGUAAUUAUUUAGGAUUAUUUUUAGUUCCAAAAGUUUAUCCCUAGUAUAGAUGUAAACAAAUUACGUGUUGACCAAAAAAAAUCUGUUAACUGAUUUUUUCCGAGUAGUCUGGUAACAGUGGAAGAUUUUUUUAUUCUUUCCAGCCAAUCAGUGUGAAGGACUUUAGUUACAAAUAAAUAAAUUUAGAUCGUCUUAAACUUGAGAUAGUUUCUAGAUGAUCCAUUCAAUUAUAUUUUUUAAGGUUAAAUUAUUAAAUAGUGACUUUUUAAAUUUUACUUAGUGAAUUUCUUCUAUUUAUGGAAGUAUUAAAUAUCUAUGUGUACAGAUAUUAUAUCUUUUUUUUUUAAUAUGAGUCGUAUAGUCGCCAAUUUUUAUUAAUUAACAAAAUUUUGUUCAUUUGAACUACCGAUAACGAAAUUUUGUUAAUUUGAACUUCCGAUGACAUAAUUGAUGUAUUUUCUACAUCAUCGCAGUAAUUGGUGAUUAAAAUUUGGCGACAAUACUUGAGAGACUUAAGCAAUUCUUUUUAUUUCUGUCUUCCGUUAUUGUGCUUAUUUGGAAUGAAUUAUUGAAUUGACAACUCAUUGUACCAAAUUUACAAUUUUCCCCUUAUAUUUGUCAUCUGUAAAGGAGCGACAAGUUGUAGCAAUUCUGUCUGUAUAUUACAGAUUUUAUUAAUAAAAAGACAUAGAUCAAAAAAUUUUUAAUUUCACUAC
Diorhabda sublineata is the source of this 6339-nucleotide messenger RNA. Its product is annotated as DNA topoisomerase 1. The coding region runs from base 125 to 3154 and encodes 1009 amino acids. The transcript has 12 exons. Gene Ontology annotation, cellular component: nucleolus; chromosome. Lineage: Eukaryota; Metazoa; Arthropoda; Insecta; Coleoptera; Chrysomelidae. Gene Ontology annotation, biological process: chromosome segregation; DNA topological change; DNA replication. The record is from RefSeq and is a predicted model, not a curated record. Gene Ontology annotation, molecular function: DNA binding; DNA topoisomerase type I (single strand cut, ATP-independent) activity.